This is a messenger RNA of Magallana angulata, 666 nucleotides long. RefSeq lists its product as uncharacterized. The transcript is spliced from 4 exons. The record is from RefSeq and is a predicted model, not a curated record. NCBI's taxonomy places the organism in Eukaryota, Metazoa, Mollusca, Bivalvia, Ostreida, Ostreidae. Bases 1 to 603 code for a protein of 200 amino acids.
AUGGCGUAUUUUACUUUGAUCACGAUUUUAGCUAGCCUGUUGGUGGUGGGUGAGCCACACGGGUACAUGAUAGAUCCACCACAGCGAUCUUCCAUGUGGAGGGUGUAUCAAGGGUUUACUCCAAAUUACAACGACAUGGAACUCUUCUGCGGAGGACGAGAGAAACAAUGGAAUGAACUCGGUGGUAAAUGUGGAACAUGCAGUGAUCCUUACGAUGCACCAGUUCGUGAAAACGAGGCUGGAGGUAUAUAUGCUACAGGAGCAAUCGGUAAAAGAUAUAAACGAGGAGAUAUUAUAAAGGUGAAGAUAGUAUUAACGGCAUACCAUAAAGGUUACUUCCAGUUUAAAAUCUGUCCCCACAACAACCCCACACGGCGCGUUUCGCAGGCCUGCCUAGAUCAAAAUCGACUGACUCUGGCGGGAACCAACCAAUACUUCUUCUACCCCACCAAGUCAGGGGUAUACUAUAUAGACCUUCAACUCCCCCGAAACAUGGAGUGUACGCAGUGUGUUCUUCAGUGGCACUAUAUUACAGGUAAUUCACCGGGGUUUCCACCAGAAAUGUUCAUAAACUGCGCUGAUAUCGCUAUUUCUCCGCCAUAACGGGACCAUCUGCGGGACCAGUGUUUGCUUAACAAAACAAUCUCACUGUGAACUCAAUUCUGC